Phasianus colchicus (ring-necked pheasant) is the source of this 1008-nucleotide messenger RNA. The record is from RefSeq and is a predicted model, not a curated record. NCBI's taxonomy places the organism in Eukaryota, Metazoa, Chordata, Aves, Galliformes, Phasianidae.
AUGCGGCAGUGCCGGGCCGCGGGGCUGGCGGGGCUGGCCGCGGUGCUCCUGGGUGCGCGGGGCUGCCGCCGGCGGGGCCGAACUGCGGGGGCACGGGGCGCCGGGGCCGCGCUCGCCUCUGGAUUCUUUCUUACAUCGUGCACAUCUCUCCUGUGCAUGAAAUUGCUGUGAGAGAAAAUGGAUUUUGUCAGUUUGCUGCUUCUUUUCUUCUCGGCAGCGGCUGUGAGCAGAGCCCAGGUGCAGCAGGAGCUGUCGGCAGAGACCAGCGAGGGCACCGGCAUUAACAUCACCUGCUCACACCCCAACAUAAAGACCGGCGAUUACAUCCACUGGUACCGCCAGCUCCCGGGCCGAGGACCCGCAUUCCUCCUCAGCGCCGUUAGAGGUUCCAAGGAGGCUCCCGACCUGCAAGGGCGGCUGUGGGUGUCGGCAGAUCGCCGCUCCAGCGCCCUGUGGCUCGCCCGGCCCCGGCGCGGCGACGCGGCCGUGUAUUACUGCGCCGUGGACCCACGGGGAGCGAAGCCGGGGCUGCGGCCGGGCACGAACCGUUUUGGGCGGGGCGGGGGCACAGUGCCGUCCGGGCCCGCAGGGGGCGCUGCCUGCAUGGCCGCCAAACUCCAUCCUGACCAGGGUGCACCUCCCUGAGUUCUCGAGAAAAAUGAGCACGGCACACACAGCAGCCAUUGACUGAAGCCAGUGAGUCAGGCGCAGCUGAGUCUUCGGCAGGACUGCACACCAUGUGAGUGUGGGGAACAGCAGGACUGACUGCAAGGGCUGUGUUUGACACCUGAGGGAGAUUCUCACAAUUCUAUUCCAUCUUCUAUCCUCUCCUCCUUCCCUAGUGCAGCACAUAUAAGAACCUGGAAGGAGAGGGGCCUAAAACCAGAACAUCAGCAAUGUGCUAAGUGAGAAAACUAAUUGAGGAAAUAUCCUAGUGGAAUGCAAGGUAACACAAUACAUUAUCAUUGGAAUGGAAGUGAAUAAAUCAAAUAAAUGAAAGAAAGAGAG